AUGUCGUUAUAUCUAAUCGCAAUGCAUGAUUUUAAUCAAUUGCUUGAAUUACAAGAUUUUGAAAAAGCUGCACUGAACUCUCCAGAUAAAGUUAAACCAAUUGUUAUUAUUAUUGUCGACCGUGGACUCGAUGAAAAUUCUCGUUUUCUAAAAACACUUGUAUUAUCUAUCGAUAUUUAUAAAAUUCAUGAUCUUGAUGCACUGUUUGUGCUUGCUCAUGCACAUGGUCAGUCAACAUUUAAUGCCGUUGAAUGUCGCAUGGCACCACUUUCACUUGACUUAGCUGGUUUAAUUUUACCUCAUGAUGAUUUUGAUACUUAUCUUGAUGCCAGCGGCACUACAACUGAUUUUGAAUUAGAAAAACAAUAUUUUAAGCCAGCUGGGAAAUACUUAUCGAAGUUUGAUUUAAUACAGUUAUUGACUCUUAUCCAGUGGUAG
Molecule: messenger RNA, 438 nt
Organism: Rotaria sp. Silwood2
Lineage: Eukaryota; Metazoa; Rotifera; Eurotatoria; Philodinida; Philodinidae
Source: the annotation of a GenBank genome assembly